UCCAGAGGUUAUUUUGGUUCCAGACACCCUACAGUGCCCAUCGCCAGUGUAAAACAUGAACGUGUACAUGUCGCAUGUGUUGUGCUUGUCAGUUUGUAUUCUCUAUGCUGAAGGAUCUCAAAUAGAGAUACUUUCCUCUGGAGACGGUGUUAUGGUCAGCACAAAGUCCCAUGGGGUGGACAUUCAAGGAUGUUCCAGUAUCAAGUUUCAGCUCAAGGCUUGCAACGACGCGUUAAUUUGGUUAGGGGAUGGCUCUGUGGAUGGAUCAUAUGAGUUAGUGAUAGGGGAUGCGUCCAACCAGAGGACUUCCUUUAGGAACUGUGGUUCAUGUAUUGCCGGUGGGACGUCGUACCCUUCUCCCAAAGUGCUGGACUGCGAUAAUUACGUGGAUCUAUGGUUGGAGUGGUCUGACUACCAUGUUGCGUUUGGGAAGAACGACACCAAGGGGGUGGGUGUAAUCUUCAACCGCACCACCGUAUCACUACGCCAGUUCUCAACCAUGAAGGUUGCAGGAAGUAACACUACCGCUGCCAGAUUUCUGUUUGGGAAGGCUAACGACGCCAUAUUUGAGCUAAAGUCUUCUGGCUAUAAGUACCAAGGACAGCGACUCAAUAAUGGUAACACCGGCUUGGCAGCAACAGCCUGUGGUAUCCUGUGUCUUAACGACAAAGCCUGUGGGAAGUUCAGCCAUGACGGUAUUGGACAGUGCGACCUGUUUGGCAGAGCGACGUAUGGACUGUACGGUGAAACACAGUGGAAGUCCUGGAACGAGAAGUUCUGUUGAGAAUGUGGGCGGUCAUCUAGUUCGGAGAGUAUAGUGUACAAUAUACAAACAAAUUGUCAGAACAAUAUUUAAGUCAAGAACUCGCUUAAAGAAAUAUGGAGCUCAGAGCUAAAUGCUCGAAACAAGGUCAAAGUCACCAAUACAUUUGCUAUGCCAGUCCUUUCCCAUUCCUUUAUAAUAGUUGAUUGGACAAAACAAGAUAUUCAGAGUCUUGACCGCCUGACCAGAAGGAUCGUGUCUGAUAACAGAGCCCACCACCCUCGUUUUUUUAAAGUUUAAAUGUCAACCUUAGAAAUAUAUUGAUACAUGUUAAUCACUCUUCGAAUAUUUUUCACUAAAGAUGAAUCAAUGGAUAAAUCUUUUGUCAUGUUUAAGAGGUUUGUCUAUUACCAAGUUGAUUUACAUACCAUACAACAAACAUAUAACAUACUGAAUGAUCAAGCUUAUACAAGCUUUUGUUUGAUGCCUUACUGUCUGCGUUUUGUUUUCAUUCACUUAAAUGUACGACAUCUAAUCCAGAGAUUCACCAGUCCCGAUUCCAUUGGCGAAUAAGCGCAUUCACUGAUUUUGUCGAAACUAAAAAUGAUAUGUUAAGUUCGAUUUAUUGGCUUGCUGUGUGUUUAACGCAUCACCUAUCAAUA
Messenger RNA from Haliotis rubra (blacklip abalone), 1425 nucleotides. RefSeq lists its product as uncharacterized. The coding region runs from base 56 to 784 and encodes 242 amino acids. The record is from RefSeq and is a predicted model, not a curated record. NCBI's taxonomy places the organism in Eukaryota, Metazoa, Mollusca, Gastropoda, Lepetellida, Haliotidae. The transcript is spliced from 4 exons.